Messenger RNA from Xylaria bambusicola, 1176 nucleotides. RefSeq lists its product as uncharacterized. The transcript is spliced from 2 exons. NCBI's taxonomy places the organism in Eukaryota, Fungi, Ascomycota, Sordariomycetes, Xylariales, Xylariaceae. Bases 1 to 1176 code for a protein of 391 amino acids. The record is from RefSeq and is a predicted model, not a curated record.
AUGCCUUAUAACACCCGUCGUAAAUCGUUGUCCCUUCCGUCCCUUGGAAUACACGUCCCUGUCCACCGUUCGUCAACAAACAACCACAACACGCAAGCAAACAUGAACUCAAGAGCGCGACCUUCAACCGACGGGUCACCCCGUCCCAGCAAGAAGGUAAAGCGAUCGCACGACGAAUCUUCCGCCCCGCUCUCUAAGAAGUCUGCUUCGAUAUCAAUGCCAUCACCGUCGCUUGUCCACGCUUCCAUAGAGAUGGAUGAUGUAGAUGCGCUUCAAGUCAAACCUGUCAACCUAGACGGGAUAAACGAUGAGAUCGUAGAGGCUGUCAUUAUCCGGUUACAAGAAACGCGAAACCGCCCCCAGCUUGUCAAGGAUCUGGCUACCGUGCUGAUGGAUAAACUUCCAAUCGUUCAACAGUCUGCGAACCCAUGCGCUAUUAUCUCAUCACGGCUCGCUUCAUUUACAAAACGAGCUGGCUGGACUGCAUCCGCCCCGUGCCCAUUGGCGAAGGAGCUCGAGUCUGUUCACCCCAGACGUACAUACUUCUUCCUCACCACAUGUCCCCAUCUCCCCUUACCAGACCCUUAUUCUGCACAGCACAGCCCCAUCGACACUCCAUCAUUAUCUAGCUCGGGCUCUACUACCGAGGAUGCAGAAAAUGACCGACGUAGGGAGCUUAGCCUCUCGCCUGAGGUUGAUCUGUCGUCCCCUGAGUUUGAUGAGCUGGACGAUGACUACCCUGUACAUGGAACGUCGCUGGGCUCCGCCUCUCGGCGUCACCGCCAGAUGCACACAUCGUCGCGUUUUCCUAGAGCGGAUGAGCCCCCUCUAGAGAAAGACGAAAAGGAGUUCACUCAGACCGCCGAUGGUUUGCAGAAACGUAAGGCCCGUGGGGAGUUACUCUCUGCCACCCCUGCCGACCAGCUUGGCAUAGACGAUGGUAUGCAGAACGAGCAGCUCUUUGGCGAACCCCACCGAACCUUCAUCCCCACCUAUCUUCCACACAUGGCUUUCAUGACGAGUCCGGCCAUGCGCCCAACCUUGGCCAUACCAGCGCCUAUGAAGCGAGAUGGUGAGGCCGAGGGCUGGUCUAAACUAGACGCUAUGUUGGACUGGGACAAAAGUCCCGAGACAAUCGAGUUAGAAGAGCUCGAUUGUUUAUUAGACGACUUUUAA